Ceutorhynchus assimilis (cabbage seed weevil) is the source of this 3566-nucleotide messenger RNA. The record is from the annotation of a GenBank genome assembly. NCBI's taxonomy places the organism in Eukaryota, Metazoa, Arthropoda, Insecta, Coleoptera, Curculionidae.
CAUUUUGAAGCAUAAAAACAAUAACUUUCAAGCCUUAUAAUAUAAUUGAAAAAAAUAUAUUACAAGUUACAUUGAAUUAUGCAAGAUGGCGCUAGUUGUUUCCUCUGUUUUUCGACAAGGAUUUAUAAACAAAAAACCCCAUCCAUCAUAACCUCAAAAUAAUAAAACCACAAAUUUUUUUGAUGGAAUUUGCCGAGUUAAUAACGACCCCUAAGUUAGAUGGGGUCGUUUUGCACUCGCCCUUUCACGACCCUAUCGACGGCACCUUGUGCAUAACCGGACACCAUUUAAUUUUAUCGACGAGGAAAGAAAACGUACAAGAAUUGUGGCUCCUAAUUCAAGCAAUAGACUCCGUAGAAAAAAAACCGCCAUCGAACCCCGCCCAAAAUGGCGGCACGAUAAUCCUAAAGUGCAAAGACUUCCGCCAACUACAAAUGGACAUCCCUACCUCGUACGAUUUCCAAAACGUUUACAUAUCAAUAGAGCGCCUGUCCAACUUGGACAGAGCCGAACUGUCUUAUCCCUUCUUCUACCGUCCAAUGUACAACAUCUUAGAAGACGGCCAUACAUUAUUCCAACCAGAAACUGAAUUUUCAAAAUUAUUAUCCACUGAUGAAUGGCGGGUGUCGCACGUCAAUAGAAACUAUUCAGUUUGUAGAAGUUACAGUCAAACAUUGAUUGUGCCUAAAAAUAUCGACGAUAACACUCUAAUAUCGGCGGCCAGUUUCAGAGAAGGCGGCCGCUUUCCUAUUUUGAGCUACAAACACGAAAACGGCGCAGUACUUUUGCGCAGCAGCCAACCAUUGCUGUGCAACAGCAACAAACGCUCUAGACCCGACGAGAAAAUUCUAGACGCAGUCUUAGGCCCCUAUAAAAAAGGUUAUAUAAUAGACACCCGAAGUACUAAUUUAAUAGGGCAUUGCAAGGGCAAAGGAGGUGGUACCGAGCCGGAUGGGCACUAUACCCAAUGGAACAAAAUAUGUAAAAACUUAGACAAACUAGUCAAAUGCGAUGGUAGCGUUUUGGAACAUUUUAGUAAACUAAUUGAAGCUUGCAACGACCCAAACAUUUCAACUGAUAAAUGGUUGUCACGUUUAGAAGGCUCCCAUUGGUUGACCCAUGUACAAAACGUUUUAAGCAGCUCUUGUUUGGUAGCUCAAUGCUUGGACAAAGAAGGCGUUUCGGUUCUGGUCCAUGGCUCAUCAGGCUUAGAUGCUACUCUACUAAUAACAGCGGUAGCUCAAGUUAUACUAAAUCCCGAUUGUAGGACAGUGCGAGGAUUGCAGGCUUUAAUCGAACGGGAAUUUUUACAGGCCGGUCACCCUUUUCAAACGAGGCAUGCGAAAUUUUGCUACUCAAGCUCAAAAAACAAAAACCUGCAGCCUACAUUUUUGCUGUUUUUGGACUGCGUUCAUCAGUUGCACUAUCAGUUUCCGUACAGUUUCGAAUUCACUACUCGGAUGUUGAUAGUGAUUUUCGAAAACUCCUACUACAGUAAUUUUGGUACUUUUAUCGGCAAUAACGAGUGUGAGAGGAGGGAAAUGAAGUUAGCGGAAAAUACGACGAGUUUUUGGUCGUACUUGAACAGGCCCGAUGUGAUUACGAACUUUUUGAAUCCGAUGUACGAGCCUAAUAAGGCAGCCAUUUGGCCGAGCAUCGCUCCGGUCAGUUUGGUACUCUGGAGCGAUUUGUAUUUAAGAUGGGUGGUAGACCAAAAGCAACAAAGAAGAGCGACGCAAAAGAUUCAGCAACUGAUCCAGAACGACAAGGACUUACGUUCCAAAGUGAUCCGGAUGAGAAAACAACUAAUCGAUCUUCAAAAAGAGCUGCAACAUGUUCGCUUGCAGAACGAUGACGAAUUUCUUGAAGAAAAUUAAGGCAUCUGGCAACACUGAAAACGGGCCUAGUUGUCAAUUAAUUAGGGAGCAUUUACAUUCACUUCUAACUUCAAGUUAAAUUUGACCUUAUGAUAUAUUAUCAUUUACAUUACAAGUCAAUUUGAGCCUAAUUUAAUCAAAAUCGGUUGAGAACAGGGACCUGUAUUACCGGCCUAUUUGAUUAAUGGCGUUAUUCUAACAUAAAAUUACUAUAGACUAUACUCACCCCUAAAACUGUGGCCCCCGCUCGGAAAUUCAGUUUUCCCGGCAAAUUAAACACUGAAUUCGAACCGCGACACUUUUCCGUACGCGAGUACUUUUUCCUAUUGAAAACUGGAGGUUGAAAUAAAAACGCGUUGGCCAAUCUUCAUUUACAAUGGCCGACUGUCAAAAGUGUCAAAAUUACCCAAACGCGAUUGCAACGCCAUCUCGUGACAAAUGAGUGAAGCUCCACUAGCGUUUCAAAAUAGUUUACAAGCUUUUAUUUUUUGUUUCAUUACCGGCUUUUCGUUGAAUUUUCCAAUUUUCCAUAAUUUAAUUAAACAUUAUUAAUUAAUUAUUUAACAAAAAACCAUUUAAAAUGUAAUUUUUUCCUACUUGAAAUGUGGCAAUGUGGCUUUUAAUUAAGUAGGCCUUGUAAUGAAAUGUCAUUUGACACUUUUCUUUUGACAGUUGGUUAUUUUUUAAUUGACGUGUUUACAUUCUAUCUAGUUUUUCCUCGAAUUUUCCGCUUUUUCAGGCCAUUUCCAGCCGGGAAAACUGGUUUAAAAUACAAGGCUUCGAAUUUCCUUUAUUUUCCGCAAAAAUCUUCUAGUUUUACAAGGGGGUAAGCAAUGAAAACUCAAGUAGGCUUUGGAAUGUUAUUUUGGCUGGUUUUUCUUUUGAUUUUCCGCUUUUCUAGGCCGGGAAAACUAAUUUAAAGUACGAGGCUUUAAGUUUUCGUUAUUUUCUAUUGAGUGAAAAAAUUGUUUGUAAAGUUUUACUUUACAAAACAUCAUUAUUUUAAAAAAAUCACGUUUAUUUAAAAAGUGUGUUCAAUGCACGCUCAUUCGCGUUCGAUUAGUUGCGUAAUCAAUUAUCUUUUUUUCACGUGACAUCUGUUAAAUUUUGCUCGCAGAUGCAAUAAACGAACCCAGCCAUAGGAAUCCCCUAGCAGAACAGAAACGUCAUGUCUAAACGUCAGAAUUUUAUGAGAAUCAUGAUGGAUAAUCAAUGAAAAUUUGACAUUUCACAAAUUUUUGCUUGCCCUCGACAAGCAAGCAUGUCAAUUUUGAGACAAAUUGGACUUCGAAGUGAAUGUAAAUGCAGCAAUACUCUCUGAAUUGUCAGAAAUUAAUGAGUAACUUUGCCACAUUUAUAGAAAACUAAUGGCGUUUUCGAUUGGUAGAUUCAGUGCGCAUUGAGUGUAUUUGCAUCCUUUUAAACGACCUGUAGAAGAAAAAGACAGAAAUAGAAAAAACUGCACUAGUUCCGCACUAGAUCUACCAAUCGGAAACGCCAUAUAAGUGAAUCUCGAGUAUUUUGUAUCAAUUUUGUUAAGGCAUUCCAUUGACAUUUUAUAGAUUUAAGUUACAACAAAUGACAAUUAUUGAGGAUCUCAAUUAUUUUGUUUCAAUUUAGUUUUCUAGUCACAUUAUAUACUUAAUUGUAUUUUUUCUAUAUUUAAAUAUACACUGUAUGAACAAUGAA